Molecule: messenger RNA, 1813 nt
Organism: Manis javanica (Malayan pangolin)
Lineage: Eukaryota; Metazoa; Chordata; Mammalia; Pholidota; Manidae
Gene: F2RL3
Product: F2R like thrombin or trypsin receptor 3
Biological process (GO): phospholipase C-activating G protein-coupled receptor signaling pathway; blood coagulation; positive regulation of Rho protein signal transduction
Cellular component (GO): plasma membrane
Molecular function (GO): thrombin-activated receptor activity
Source: RefSeq, a predicted model, not a curated record
AGAAACCGCUCAGAAACGGGGGAGGCUUCUGGCUGAGACCGCUGCACAAGCCAGAGGUCUCCUGGCCUCGGUCCCUCCCCGCCUGGGGCUGGGGGCAGGGACCUCAGCAUCUCAGCUGCCAGCUGCACAGACUGCUCGGUCACUUCCUGGCUAGUUCCGUGUCCCUGAGUGUGUGACUAGAUUAGGGCUCGCUGUGCCGGGCCACAGCCACAUCAGACACCCCUGUCCAGUUAAUUUCUUCUUCCUUGAGUCCCACUGCCGAGCAGGAAGUCACAGCCCAGAGCAGCCGGCGCCAAGCCCCGGUGGCAUGUGGGUGCUCCUGCUUCUGUGGCCCCUGGUGCUGGGUCUCAGCCUGGAGAGUGACAUCCAGAACCCCAUCAGCUACGACGAGAGUGGGAGUGCAGGAGGAGGCGAUGGUCUCUCUCCCCCAGAUGGCACACUGGGAUCCUGCACCAGGCCCCAGGCGGCGCCCCGCAGCUUCCCCGGCCAGCUGUGCUCCAACCACAGCGAUAUCCUGGAGCUCCCGGACAGCUCCCGUGCACUUCUGCUGGGCUGGGUGCCCACGAGGCUGGUGCCCUCCCUCUAUGGGCUGGCCCUGGUCAUAGGGCUGCCCGCCAACAGCCUGGCACUGUGGGUGCUGGCCACACGGGUGCCACGGAUGCCCUCCACGGUGCUGCUGAUGAACCUGGCGGUGGCCGACCUACUGCUAGCCCUGGUGCUGCCUCCGCGCAUCGCGUACCACCUGCAGGGCCAGCGAUGGCCCUUGGGCGAGGUCGCCUGUCGCCUGGCCACAGCCACGCUGUAUGGCCACAUGUAUGGCUCCGUGCUGCUGCUGGCCGCCGUCAGCCUGGACCGCUACCUGGGUGUGGUGCAUCCACUGCGGGCCCGCACCCUCCGGGGCCAGUGCCUAGCUUCUGGGCUCUGUGCCAUGGCCUGGCUGGUGGCAGCUGCCCUGGCGCUGCCCCUGGCACUGCAGCAGCAGACCUACCGGCUGUCACACUCGGACCACGUGCUCUGCCAUGACGUGCUGCCUGUGGGCACCCAGGCCUCCUACUGGCGGCCUGUCUUCAUCUGCCUGGCCGUGCUCGGCUGCUUCCUGCCUCUGCUGGCCAUGCUGCUGAGCUACGGGGCCACCCUUUGCACGCUGGCAGCCGGUGGCCGGCGCUAUAGCCACGCGCUGAGGCUGACCACGCUGGUGCUGGCCUCGGCUGUGGCUUUCUUCACCCCCAGCAACAUCCUGCUGCUCCUGCACUACUCGAACCCAAGCGCGGAUGCCUGGGGGGACCUGUACGCCGCCUAUGUGCCCAGUCUGGCACUCAGCACGCUCAACAGCUGCGUGGACCCCUUCGUCUACUAUUACGUGUCAGCUGAGUUUAGGGACAAGGUGCGGGAGGGGCUGCUCUGCUGGAAGCCCGGCCCCUCAGCGGCCUCCAGGGAGGGGGGCAGCCCUGGGUUGGGCACCCGGUCCUCCUCACUCGUGUGAUGGCCCCUCAGAGGGGGGCCAAAUGGGAAGAGGGUGUCCUGGGUUGCAUAGGGUGCCCUCCCCAUUCAUGUCCACUAGGAACCUCUGAAUAGGAUCUUAUUUGGAAAGAGGAUCUUUGCAGGUGUCAUUAGUUAAGAUGAGGUUGCAUUGGAGGAGGAUGGCCCCUAAAUCCAACAUGACUAGUGUCCUAAUAAAAGGACUCAGAGACACACACACAGGGAAAGCCAUGUGGCCGUGGCACCAGGCUGAUGCUCACACAAGCCAAGGAAUGCCACGUCUGUGAGAGACACACUCACUGGUCCAAAUUCAAUAAGUGGACAUGGAGACAGA